Molecule: messenger RNA, 1583 nt
Organism: Paramecium octaurelia
Lineage: Eukaryota; Ciliophora; Oligohymenophorea; Peniculida; Parameciidae
Source: the annotation of a GenBank genome assembly
AUGGACCCAUAACUGGAUUAAUACAUGAAAAUUAAGAAGGCUCAUUUCAUAAAUUCAAGCAUUAAAAGUAGUGAUAAUAAUUGUACUUUAAUAGCGAAUAUAAAGAAGGAUUAUAAAUUCAUAAAGGAAAUAGGAGCAGGUGGUUUUGGUGUAGUGUUUGAGACUGAAUAGAAAUCAACAGGUAUAAGAUGUAUGUUCAUUAGGUAUUAAAAGAGCAAUUAAAGCAAUUGCAAAAGAUCGUGUAGUAGAUAAGGAAAGCUUCAAGAAUGAGUUAUCGAUCCUUAGAAAGAUUGUAAUAUUUAAAUUUGAGUAGAGGAUCAUCCAAAUAUUCUGAAGAUGUAUGAAGUCUACGAAACUGAGAAGACUGUGUAUUUGGUAACAGAGUAAGUAAAAUGAGUAUGAUAGGAUGUGCGAGGGAGGGGAACUAUUUUACUACAUCACCAAGACUUAGCAUUUGACUGAGAUGCAAGCAGCCAAGAUAAUGAGAUAAAUAUUUACAGCAGUAGCAUAUCUACAUGAGCAUAAAAUAGUUCAUAGAGAUUUGAAGCCAGAGAAUUUCUUAUUAAAAAAUAAGGAUGAUGAGUCUUCAAUUAAAUUGAUUGAUUUUGGAUUGGCUAGAUUUUUCAGGGAAGAUGAAGUCAUGACCUAGCCAAAUGGCAGUCUCUUCUAUAUAGCUCCAGAGAUCAUUAAAGGCCAAUAUUCAUAUGAAGUUGAUUAUUGGUCCUUGGGAGUUAUUUUAUACGUGAUGAUGUGUGGAUAGCCACCAUUUCCAGGAAGGAAUCCUUAAGAGACUAUAAAGAAUAUAUAGAAAGGGAUAUUCACAUUUUCAAAGGCUGGAUUCAAGGGAGCAAGUGAAGAAGUAAUUUAAUAAAUAUUGAGGAGAGGUUAGGGAUUUAAUUUAGAAAUUGUUAGUGAUGGAGCCUAAGAGAAGAUUUACUGCUAAAUAAGCUUAUAAUCAUCCUUGGGUAUAGUAAUAGGUUAGUCAUGAAUUGAUGAAUUUGAGAUUGCAUGAUGAUACUAUCAAAGGUCUAGAGAAAAUGAUAAAUGCAUAAUAAAUGAAGAAAACAAUGUUAUUAUAUUUAGCAACAUUUAUACCUGAAAAUGAAGUAACUUCAUUAAGAUAAUUAUUUGUCUCAUUGGAUAAAGAUGGGAAUGGUAUGAUUUCAUUGGAGGAAAUGAUUGAAGGAUUGACUGGGUUUAAAAAUAUGAAACAUAAAAAUAUGGAUAAGAACUUCGUAACUCAAUUGUUUAAAGCUAUGGACAUUGAUUAAAGUGGAUAUGUGGAUUACAGUGAGUUUAUAGCUGCAUUUCUGGUGUGUCCAUAGUUUUAAAAUGAAAGAUUCAUUGAAGAGCAAUUUAAAAGAAUAGAUUAAGAUAACAGUGGCAGAAUAUCUAAAAAUGAAUUGAUGGAUAUUUUUCAUACUGACACUAUAUCCAUAAAAGACAUAGAUAUUGAAGAAUUGAUUAAAUAAGCAGAUAUAAAUAAGGAUGGGGAGGUAUUAAUUUGUUAUUAUGAUAAGAUUGAUUAUUAAGAAUUCAUGAUCCUUCUAAGGGAUAGAUUUGCAGAUUAGAUUAAACAAUGA